AUGUCGAACUCCCACGCGUCCCGCGGACCAUCCACGACCGUCGCUGGCGACGACGACCCGAUCGUGGCUAGCUACUCGGUCUUCAUCAAACCGCCUCUCCCAGCGCACCGCAACCUCGUCGUGCUCCAAUACGUGAACAAGACUGCUCAAGACCCGGCUCAAAUACGCGUGCCGCGCAUUUCCGAGCUGCGUGUCAAGCCCAACACGGCCAUGUACGAAGUGGACGUGCCCAUUGACACGAACGAGGCCUACGACAGAAACAAGGGCAUCGCGUGGGGCACCGCCCUGCAGAAAUCCUUAGAAGCGAAAAAAGGCGGGAGUUUGGGUCUGGCAGGCGGCUUCAACAUCGUCCCAACCUCGACCACCGCCGGGCGCGGCCGGCGAGGUGCCGGCGCCGGCAACGACGACGAGGCGCCGCUCAGCUGGGCCGAGGCCGCCAGGCAGGACAAAAUCCUGCGCACCCAGACCUUCGGCGGCGGCCGCAGCGCGCAGGAGGCCAACGCCAAGCACAUGAUCGGCGUUUUCCAAGGGAAAAACCUGCACCUCACCCCCGUCUCGUCCGUUGUGCACCUCCGCCCCGUGCCGCACCACAUCGACGCGGCCACCGAGCAAGAGCGCCUCAGCCGCGGCGCCGCAGCGGCGGCCGCCAGUGGCGCGGGGUCCGACAAGCCCGGCGGCGGCGGCGCCGGCGGCGCCGGCGCGUCGUCGGCCGGGCGGGCCAUCCACAUGACGAUCAAGUCGGCGAUGGACGCGGACGGCGGGGUGGCGACGGAGACGAUGGCGGACCGGCUGCGCAACGUGCAGACGGAGAGCUGGCGGCGGAUGGAGUGGGUGCACGACGAGGCGGAGCUGGCGUGGGAGGCGUACAACGAGUGCCUGCUGUUGCGGGCGGGGGAGGACGGGGACGGCCGGGGGAAGGGGAAGGAGGUUGUCGCUGCUGCUGGUACAGAAGGAGAGGAGGGGGUUGAGGCGGGAGGUGGUGAAGGAUCGGGGGGCGCCGCGGCGGACCUGGCUGAGAAGGUGGCGCAGCUGCGGACGGACUGGGGCGAGCAGGAACUGCUGCAGGCUACGAGUGGGGUGCAGCCUGAGGAGGCUGCGGACCGGGCGAAAGCAGAUCCGGAAGGGAAGGGUCGAGCGGGUAAGGGCGCGACCGCUGCUGCGGGGUCGUCUGCACCGAGGAAAGCUACGAGGAGAGGGGCGACUAGGGGUGAUGCGAUGGAGAUAGACUAA
Thermothielavioides terrestris NRRL 8126 is the source of this 1230-nucleotide messenger RNA. RefSeq lists its product as uncharacterized. The record is from RefSeq and is a predicted model, not a curated record. NCBI's taxonomy places the organism in Eukaryota, Fungi, Ascomycota, Sordariomycetes, Sordariales, Chaetomiaceae. Gene Ontology annotation, biological process: DNA-templated transcription. The coding region runs from base 1 to 1230 and encodes 409 amino acids. Gene Ontology annotation, cellular component: RNA polymerase III complex; nucleus. The transcript is spliced from 3 exons.